CCAGCUAUUCCGCAGUCUGCCCAGGGGGGGCUUGAGAGUAGAAUGCAGCUUGUGGCAGGGGUUGUGCAACUACUGAUCUUCCAGCACUUGGCUCUGUUAAUGGCAAGGGCAAAGUCAUUAAAUGGUGCAUCCUCGCUCCACUCACAUGCUAGCAAAUGCAAUGACAACUCAUCUUCCAUCAUGUCACAGAUCCACUCGCUGAUAAUAAAUAUGCACUCGGAAGCCAAGGGACGCCUUGAAACUUAUGCCAACUAUCACUUCAGAUCUGCAGAUAUUAGCAAAGUGUGUAUUACAAAAGGUAAUGAAUUCCCUGAAUUCAGUGUAACUAGCACUAGUAGUGAAGAGGAUAAACUGAGUGAACUGUACGAGGUCUUUCAGUACAUGACCACUGCUAUUGGAAAUAUUACACAAGAAGAACAAAGGAAUCUAAAUCCAAGCAAUAAGAAUUUGUAUGAACAGCUGAACGCAAGCAAAAUAGAGAUAGCAGCCAUUAGUUCAAACUUAUUUUGUGUCCUCAACAAAAGGUAUAAAGUACCUAGAGUACAUAUGUACUACACGAUAACCUCUCUACACGCAAUGUCAAAAAAAAAAAGAGGAUGUAAAGUACUUAAGAACUAUAAGCACUUCUUGACACAAGCAGCAGACAUCACAAGAGAUUGGAAUAAGAGAGAUUAUACUGAAGACUCUUUUUCAGAUAUACAAACACCAGCUCAUAGGUAAAUGGAUGCGGUAUCAGCCAAGGAUUGAAUGUAGUCUACUUUCAAUAAAAUGAUUCCCUUCUGUUGGUGGAGCAAACUCACUUAUGCUCAACAAGCCUUCCUGUGGUCAGCAUUUUGGAAUAUUGUGACGUUUUUGCCUUUGGAAACAAAAGUACUUAAUUUCUCAGAUUUACAUACAAAUCCCAAUGUGGAAAUGUUGAAUACGGUACUUUCAUAUAACAUGACCUUGGAAAACUGGAAAAUUCAGCAAACCAGAAGGAACAAACUUGGACAAUAGCCCAAAUGAUAAAUUGUCUUUAAACAAAGAGAAAUUAAGAGAAUGAACCUCCAUUUUUAAAAAAAAUAUCCUUAAUUACUUAAGGAAUGAAUGGUGGAAACUGAGUUAAAAUGUUUAUUUAUAUAUUUAUUAUUUAACAAUACUUUUGAUAUUUAUAGAAAAAAACUCUAAAAGGCGAGUUUUUGUUCUUUUUUUCGACUUGAAAAGUGUUGUCUUCUGUAACAGAAACGGUAUUUAAAUGUCAGUAUUUAUUAUUUAUUGAUGAACUGCUAUUUUUUUGUAUGGAUCCUUUGUUUAUUCUGGGUCCCACCAUAUUUCAUUUGCUCAAUAAUGUUGUAAAGCAGUGGUCUUCACCCCGUGGCUCUCCAGCUGUUGUGUAACUACAACUACCAGCAAGCUGGAAAGCUACUAGCUGGAGACCACUGUGGUCUCAUUUCAUUUCAAUAAUAAUAUAAGAGCAAAUUUAUGUCUAUCCAAAAGUAAAUUUUACUUGUGGUGCAUCCUGUGGCAUUCAACUGGACUGAAUGUAAACACUUCCUAGAUCUCCUGGGAAAAGAAUAUAAAAUACAAAGUAAGAUAUUAACUGCACUGAAGCUACUGGAAUAAACUUAAAGGAGUAUUCCAGCACACAAAAAUCUGUCUCAGGUGCUGCAACUGUUUAACAGAACUUUAACAGAACUUAUGCUCACUUCAUCGAUCCCCCGUUGUUGAUGUUCAAUGGUGCCAGGGUCCCCGACGUACUCCACUUUUUGCUUCUGUUUCAACAUGGCAAGAAAUGGCUGCGAAUUCCACUCAACCAAUAACUGACUGAGGUACAGUAGGUCAUCGAGUAAGAGCAGGAACGAAGUAGAGCACAGAGGGGACCUUGGCACUGUUGGAAUAGCAGCUAUAAAGGAUUAAUUAGGGAAAUAUAGGUUUUGCUAUAUAACACAUGAGGCCCCAUGGACACUUGUUUUUUUGUGCUCUAGAAUACCCCUUUAACAAAAUCAGGUUUGGCAGACUCCACACAAGUCAGUGACGUAUUCUCAUGCUGCAUCUAUGCUCAGGAAGUCUUACACCUGACAGAAAGAGGCAGGAUGCAUGUUUACAAUGGAAACAUUUCAGAUAACUGAUAUAUUAGUCAGUAUAUAGGACCAAAAUUGUACUGGAAAUGUUUUUGUACCAUUCACAU
Bufo bufo (common toad) is the source of this 2167-nucleotide messenger RNA. RefSeq names its product LIF interleukin 6 family cytokine (gene LIF). NCBI's taxonomy places the organism in Eukaryota, Metazoa, Chordata, Amphibia, Anura, Bufonidae. Gene Ontology annotation, molecular function: leukemia inhibitory factor receptor binding; cytokine activity. Gene Ontology annotation, cellular component: extracellular region. Gene Ontology annotation, biological process: immune response. The transcript has 3 exons. The record is from RefSeq and is a predicted model, not a curated record. Bases 43 to 720 code for a protein of 225 amino acids.